This is a messenger RNA of Morus notabilis, 1594 nucleotides long. RefSeq names its product F-box protein PP2-A13. Gene Ontology annotation, molecular function: protein binding. Lineage: Eukaryota; Viridiplantae; Streptophyta; Magnoliopsida; Rosales; Moraceae. The record is from RefSeq and is a predicted model, not a curated record. The transcript has 3 exons. Bases 448 to 1305 code for a protein of 285 amino acids.
UUUCCUCUUAUUUUCUUUCUUGUGUCUCUUGGGAAAACCGCGUCCGACACGUGUCCGAAGUCCGCACGUGUCUCCUUCCUCUGUCCGCCAUUAAAGCUUAAAGCUCAAAAGCUCGUCUCCGAAGUUUGAUUUUUUCUCCUUUCAGUCUUUGCCUCUCUCUCUCUUUCUCCAACUGGUCUCUAAUCUUUAUAAGCUGGGAGAAGUCGAAGGUUAUUAAAAUAUACAAAAAAUUCAGAAUCUCAGCUUUUGAGUCUUGGAAUUCCCAUGUCUUUUCAUGCAAAUCCGGGUUGUGAUCCCGCUGACCUCGCAUUUCUCUCCCUUAAUCUUUCCCAGAAAAUAUACAAAUUCAGGUUCAAAUUUAAGGUCUAGUUCUCCGAUUCCUAAUCUGGGUUUUCGGUUUUCUUUUCCUUUCCUUUCAUUUUCUCUCGAGGAUUCUAGUUAGGUUCAAUGGGAGCUAAUGUUUCGUCUUCAAUGGCGGACGACGACGGGCCGCAGAGGCCGAGACUCGGGGAUAUACCGGAGAAUUGCGUGGCACUGAUUCUUACCUUCAUGGACCCACCAGAUGUUUGUAAAUUUGCCCGACUGAACAGGGCGUUUCGCGCGGCUUCCUCGGCGGAUUUCAUUUGGGAAUCCAAGUUGCCAUCGAAUUACCGGUUCAUAAUCGAGAAAGUGUUGGAGAAUUCGGAUAUGGUGGAGAAGUUGGGGAAGAGGGAGAUCUACGCUAGGCUUUGCAGCCCUAAUUCCUUUGAUGGUGGCUCUAAGGAAAUUUGGCUGGAUAAAAGUACUGGUGGCGUUUUUUUGUCGAUUUCCUCGAGAGCGUUGCGGAUCACCGGGAUCGACGAUCGGAGAUAUUGGAAUUUCAUUUCCACUGAGGAAUCUAGAUUCCAGACAGUUGCUUAUCUCCAACAAACCUGGUGGUUAGAAGUGGAAGGAGAGAUCGAGUUCCAAUUCCCCGCAGGAAACUAUAGCAUCUUCAUCCGACUCCAUCUCGGCCGACCCUUCAAGCGACUAGGACGUCGGGUUUGCAACUUGGAGCACGUCCAUGGCUGGGGCAUAAAGCCUGUAAAAUUUCAGCUCACAACUUCUGAUGGUCAACAUGAUGUGUCAAAAUGUUGCUUGGAUAAUCCCGGGAACUGGGUCAACUACCAUGUGGGAAAUUUUGUUGUUGAGGAUCCAAACUCUUUGAUGAAGAUCAAAUUUUCAGUAACACAGAUUGAUUGCACUCACACCAAAGGGGGUGUUUGUGUGGACUCUGUAUUGAUAUGCCCCAGCAGUGUAGGAAAAGAGGCUAGAUCAUUGUCGUAGGCUCAGAGCUGUAAAGAACAUUUGCUGUGAAGUAGAUGAUUUAUAGUAGCCCAAAGAGGAAGAAGAUCCUGAUUCUGGUCAAAAGGGGCAUCUACUGUGAUUUGAGGUAAAAGUGUAUAUGUGAGAUAUAAUUUUUUUUUUUUUUCCCUUCAAGAUUGUUGUUUUGUUGGUUGUUUUCCACUCCAAAACAAUAAUGAAUAUGUACUCUGUACCAUAUGAGAAAUAGCAUGCAGAUUGACGAAUAGUUUGUACUUCUGAUGAGCCUCUAUUGGAAAUUUAUUUGUAAAUA